Messenger RNA from Pneumocystis carinii B80, 1546 nucleotides. Its product is annotated as ubiquinone biosynthesis monooxygenase COQ6. The record is from RefSeq and is a predicted model, not a curated record. The coding region runs from base 270 to 1505 and encodes 411 amino acids. The transcript is spliced from 7 exons. Gene Ontology annotation, molecular function: oxidoreductase activity, acting on paired donors, with incorporation or reduction of molecular oxygen; FAD binding. Gene Ontology annotation, biological process: ubiquinone biosynthetic process. NCBI's taxonomy places the organism in Eukaryota, Fungi, Ascomycota, Pneumocystomycetes, Pneumocystales, Pneumocystaceae. Gene Ontology annotation, cellular component: mitochondrion.
UUAACGUUCUUAAGAAUAUUGAAUUAGAGAAAUUAAUAAUUUCUUAAUGAAAUACUUAAAAAAUGUUAAGGUUCCUCAAUAUUUCUUAUCAAAUAUUUAUGAUAUUAUUAUUAUUGGUGGAGGAAUAUCAGGAUUAACAUUAGCAUCAAUUUUAGGUGGAUAUUUAUAAAAAUAUAUAUAUAAAAAUGACUGAAAUGAGUCAAUAAGUGUCUAAACAUGCGGAAUUUCCAUUAAGAAUAGGUUUAAUUGAAAAAUCAGAUUUAAAAAAUAUGAAAAAAUGGGUAUUUUUUGAGUCAGAAUACUCUAAUAGAACAAGUUCUUUAAAUUUAUCAACAGUUUUGUUUUUAAAAGAAGUUGGAAUAUGGAAAUAUGUGAAAAAAGAACGAGUUCAGCCAUAUUAUGGGAUGCAAGUUUGGGAUGGUAUAACAUCGUCAAGGAUUGAUUUUUGUAUUGAAAAUUAUGAAAAAAAGCAAAAAGAAUCAAAAGCAUUAGCGUUUAUGAUAGAAAAUGUUAAUCUUCAAUCAGCAUUAUUGAAAAGAAUGAAAGAAUUCUCUAGUUUUAUUGAUAUUUUUGAUUCAGCAGAGAUAUCAUGUAUAAAAUAUGAUAAUUGUGGUAAUGAUGUUUAUGAUUUAAGUGAUUGGCCUGUUGUAAACUUAUCAAAUGGAAAAACAAUUGUAUCAAGAUUAUUGAUUGGAGCAGAUGGUUUUAAUUCAUUAGUAGGAGAAUUUUCUGGAAUUGAAUCAUUUGGAUGGGAUUAUGAUGCACAUGGUCUUGUAGCAACAUUGAAAUUGGCAGAUUUUUCAUCAGUAAAUGAAGUUAUUACUGCAUGGCAAAGGUUUUUACCUUAUGGGCCUAUUGCUAUAUUACCACUUCCUAAUAAAUAUGCAACAUUAGUAUGGUCAUGCCCUCCAGAAAUGGCAGAAUUCCUAAAAGGCCUUCCAAAAUCAACUUUUAUCUUUUUGAUAAAUGCUGCAUAUAGAUUAGACAUAACUGACUUGUCAUAUAUUCUUUCACUAAAAUCCUAUUUGGAGAUUGAAGAUCAAAUUAAAUGGCGUUUAGGAUUCUGUCAAAAGAAUGAUCCAAUUCCUCCUUUUGUAAUAGAUUUGCAAGAUAAUACAAGACAAUCAUUUCAAUUAAGAACAAGACAUUUAAAAAGUUAUGUAAAAGAAAGAAUAGCAUUAGUAGGUGAUGCAGCACAUAUUAUACAUCCAUUAUCUGGCCAAGGACUCAAUAUGAGUCUUGGUGAUGUUAGAUCUUUGUCAAGGGUUAUUUUUAAUGCUCUAUCUAUUGGUCAAGACAUUGGAACAUCUCAGGUACUUAAACAAUAUGAAUCUGAUAGGUAUUUAAAGAAUUACAUUAUGCUUGGUGUAACAGACAAACUACAUAAAUUAUAUUCUACUGAAAAUCCAUUUAUUGUUAGAUUAAGAAGCCUUGGACUAAGUAGUAUCAAUAAAUUUGACUGGAUAAAGAAAAUACUUAUAAAGAAAGUAUCAUUGGAAUUUUAGCAUAUUAAUAUCCAUUAAUCAAUAUUAUUAUUAUUAUUAUU